Messenger RNA from Prunus persica (peach), 2238 nucleotides. RefSeq lists its product as uncharacterized. Bases 330 to 2147 code for a protein of 605 amino acids. The transcript is spliced from 2 exons. NCBI's taxonomy places the organism in Eukaryota, Viridiplantae, Streptophyta, Magnoliopsida, Rosales, Rosaceae. The record is from RefSeq and is a predicted model, not a curated record.
GUAUGAGCGCGCGCAGACAACGACGAUGCGCGGCCGUGUCCAUACACGGCUGCUUAGGAUUCAAUGUACUCGUAAUGGAAUGGUGGUGGUCAAAGUCUUCACGAGGAUUUGAUUUUGGCUUGGGGAGCAAGCAAAGCGAGUAAAUGGGGGGUUCAGACCAAAAAAAAAAAAAAGCGAGUAAAUGGGGGGCAGAGCAAGGAUUGAGUCUCUAUAAAUAGAGCCAAGAUGAGAGACCUUUCCUUGUAAUUUCUAAGGGUCUCUCUUUGAUAUAAGAAACCCUAGCAAAGCCCUCACUAUUUGCUUAGGCAAAACCUGCUUUUGAUUCCAUCAUGGCGACAUUCACUAACUCUUUCAACCUCUUGGAUGAGAAUGAGCUGAUCGGCAUUGUGGAUGCGAAGGCGGAGGAUGCAUUUAUGGCAGUAGUGAAGAAGUACAAGGAAGAGGAGAAAAAGAAGAAGGGGAAGGAGGAGAAAAAACUGAAGAAGCCACAAGGGCAGCGGAAGACAGAGUUUUGGUACUCUAAUCCCCGGCCAAUUCGAGCAAAGCGUCUUGUGCUUCCCCGCAGUUUUCUCAAAAGCCAGAUUGUUCUUUGCAAAAACAAAGAUCAAGAUCAAGGCCAAGGCAACGGAGUGCAGGUUAAGGAUUCAGCAGAGUCUGGUCCAAUUACUGGCCAGUCCCAGAAUGGUGCUGAUCCUGAUCCUAAAGCUGUAAGACCUGUGUCCAGUACUGCUAGUACUGGCUCUGAGAGGUCCAAUAAUUACAGUGGCCCUCCUCAGAGGGCUAAUGGAGGCCAAUAUUAUGGAAGGGCUAAUCACGGUUAUAAUUAUUCGAGGCGAUAUUACCAAGAGGGUAGUGGUGGUUAUGAAGGGAGGGGUCAGAGCCAUGUAGAAGGAGGAAAGAUUAAUAAUGGAGGCCAAAAUUAUGGAAGGGCUAAUCACGGUUAUAAUUAUCCGAGGCGACAUUACCAAGAGGGUAAUGGUGGUUAUGAAGGGAGGGUUCAGAGCCACGUAGAAGAUGGAGGCCAAAAUUAUGGAAGGGUUAAUGGGGGUUAUAAUGGCAAUUAUGAUCACCAGAGGGCUCAAUGCGGUUUUCGGGAUGAGAGGGGUAGGCGGUGGAGAGGUAAUGGUUACCAAGGAAGAGGAAGAUACUUUGAAGCUGAAAAUAACCAUGGUAACAAUAAUGGGUUGGUGUUGGAGAAGGAGGAAGGGGCUCAAGUUGUUGUGGAGAAGGAGCAACAAGAACAGGGUGGUGUGGAAGAGGGGAAUACGCAGCAACAGGUACAGAGUAAUGGCGUCAAUGUAAGCAGCAACAAGAGUUCUUCUGAAGGAAAGAAAAAGCCGAACAUUAAUGGAAGUCUACGGAGAAAGCUGAAGAGGCAAAAAAAGGAAGCAGAGGCUAUCAAAAACCAAGGUGACAACAAUGCAGCAGCAGCAGCUCCUGAAGGUACCGGUGCUGCUGUAAGUUCUUUUUCUGUUCAGAAAAAGUUUACUGAUACAUUCACUUUGAAAGAAUAUGAGAAGGAGGUUGCCAAGAAAAAGGAUGUGGAAGUUGUGAAAAAAAGCUCUGAUGGCGAUUGUGAUAGGACUGAGACUCUUGUUAAGGAAUUUGAGUUGAUGCGAGUUAUUGGGAAGAAGAAAUUGGAGGAGAAGAAGGUCUCUGUCCCCAAGCCCCAAGAUAAGUCUGCAGAGGUGAACAGGAAGAAAGAUGGUGCUAACGUGAAGAAUAAGACACAGACUAUUAACAUCAAUGAAUUCCACCGACCACAAAACAAGAAGGAUGGUGCUACUGAAGGACAUGAUUCACAGAAGGAUGGUAGAAUUGAGACACAUCAUCAUUCAAAGAGGGAUGGUAGAAUUGAAGCACAUCAUCAUUCACAGAGGGAUGGUAGAUUUGAAAGAAAUCAUCAUUCACAAAGGGAUGGUAGAUUUGAAGGACAUCAUCAUUCACAAAGGAAUGGUAUAUUUGAAGGACAUCAUUCACAGGGAGACAGCAGAUUUAAAGGACAUCAUUCACAGACGGAUGGUAGAUUUGAAGGGCAUCGUUCAAGGCAACAACCUGUGAAAAAGCCUGCUUCAUUCGAAAUAGAUGAAGGCCAAUUUCCAGACUUGGGAAAAUCUAGAAUAUUAACUAUAAAAAAAUUGAAAUAGAAGAAAUGGCCAUAGAGGUCAGAGGCACUUUUCGGAUUGUGACGAAACCCAGUUCACUUUUAUGAAAUUUGGAAUAAUAUUGCUUUAUCAA